Molecule: messenger RNA, 471 nt
Organism: Acanthosepion pharaonis
Lineage: Eukaryota; Metazoa; Mollusca; Cephalopoda; Sepiida; Sepiidae
Source: the annotation of a GenBank genome assembly
AUGGCAAUACUAUUUUAUUGUCUGACUCAUAAUCAGCAGCUCUCUUUUAGUCGAAGGAAAUUGUCAACGGUGUCUUCACAUUCUUUCGGUUCAUUCGUGCUUUCUUCGGACCCCCUCUCCCAUUUUCUUCUCUGUUCUUUAUUUUGUACUCUCUUUCUUUUUUUUUUUAUCAUUCUCUUUCUUUUCGUUAUAUAUUACUCUCUGUCUCUUUCUCUAUACCCUCUUCCUUCUUUUCCAUUAAUUUUCUCUUUUACCCUCUCACUUUAUUCUCUGUUCAUUAAUUCAUACUCUCACUCUUUCUAUCUUUUCACUUCUCGUAUUUUCUUAUUUUCUCGUCUUCUCUAUUCUUUUUCUCUUUGUUGUUCUCUCCCUUUUUCUCUCUUUCUUUCUUCCACCCCUUAUCUGCUUCACUCUUUCUCUUUUUACUCUCAUCACUUACCCUAUCCCUUUCUUCCUUCACUCAGCUCCUAA